AUGAACGCACAAGCAAACCACCAUGCACUCCUUCUCAUCGCCCUCCUUCCCACCCCCCCGUCUCCUCGUUAUCCUACCCCCACAGCUCUGCGUUCGCCCGUCGCUCCUACAUCCACCUCUGCCUCACACCCUUGCUGCCCUGCCAGUCACGCUUCACCUCAGCAGUCACUGCAGGCGCCUCUAAACCUUCCCGUUUUCGCCUCUCCCUUCUCUCCCCCCGUCUCCUUGUUAUCCUACCCCCACUGCUCUGCGUUCGCCCAUCGCUCCUACCUCCACCUCUGCCUCACGCCCUUGCUGCCCUGUCAGUCACGCUACACCUCAGCAGUCACUGCAGGCGCCUUUGAAACCUUUCCAUUUCUGUCUCUCUUUCCCCCCUCCCUCCCUCCUCGCUGUCCUAUUGACCCCAACAGCUCUGCGUUCGCCCUUCGUUCCUACCUCUACCUCUUCCUUCACGCCCUAGUUGCCUUGCCAGUCACUCUCUUUUUUGGCAACGGUACGGGUAAGGCUAACGCCUUCUACACUGUCCGCCUGGCCCUGGCUGUUCUAUCUGCCGCUUCAGAAGCAUCUCUGCUCGUGGCCAUUGCAACAGCCCUUCACAACGCCACCAAUGCUGGCAGUGCCAGUAGCAGCAGCAGUGGAACUAAGGAAGAUAAGGAGAAAGGGAAGGAGGAGGAGAAGAAGACGAAGGAAGAGAGGGCUAUCCCAGCAGGGAUAGGGGAGAGAGUGGGUGUUUGCGGGUUGCUGCUCCUCUGCUUCUGCUCUGGGAACUUUCUCGCGUCCACAACCUUCCUCCCCAGCACCUUCAGCAUGUAUGCAGUCACCUGGGCCACGUCCCUUGCCAUCCAAGGCCGCCCCGCAGCAGCAACAGCGGCGGCAGCAGCAGGCGUGCUGCUGGGGUGGCCCUUUGCGGGCCUGGCAGCCCUUCCUCUGGUGCUGCACGGGAUGAUCACUGGAGCCUUUGUGAAGGUGGUCGUGUCUGGUGCUCUCACCACUCUUCUCGUCUCAGGCCUUUCCCUAUGUUUUGACCGCCUGUACUACGGCCAAUGGACCUCCUCUGUGCUUAACCUAGUGCGCUACAAUGUGUUGGGAGGGGGCGACGGUGCGGGGAGCACUCUCUACGGCGUUGAGGGCCCCCUGUUCUACCUCCGCAAUGGCCUCAACAAUUUCUCCCUCGCCCUCCCCCUCGCGCUUCUCCUCCCGCUGCUGCUGCUGAUUGCAUGCCUUGCGUCGUCGCCGUUUCGCCGGCAAGGGAGGGGUGAACGGAGAGGGGUGGAGAGUGGUGGAAAUGGGUUUGUGGGGUGGAAAGAGGUGGUGGCGCUGGUGCUGCUGCCGGUGGUCAUCUGGGUUGGAUUCAUGUCCCUUCAGCCACACAAGGAGGAGCGGUUCCUCUACCCCAUCUACGCACUCAUCCCAGUCGCUGCUGCCAUCGCCAUCACCAUAGUUCCGUACAUUAUACCCACAACUCUCCAAGGAUCUCCAAGCCAACCAUCCCUUCUCUUCUCGGCAGCCAAGUGGGUGCGCCCAGCCCUGCUCGGCCUCAUCAUUGCUCUCUCCUAUGCUCGCUCCACUGCUCUGCUCCGCUUCUACUCCGCCCCCAUGCACAUUCUCGAACAGUUGCCAGCAGUAGAUGAAGCGAAUGAGGACAUGGUCACGGUGUGCUAUGGCAUGGAGUGGCAUCGCUUCCCCACCUCCUUCCUCCUCCCCUCGCCCCUCCACCGAGCUGCUUUUAUCGAUGAUGGCUUUAAGGGCCUGCUGCCCAUCCCUUUUGACCCGGAACAAGGCGGCACGGAGUCUGCUCCCUCGUACUUCAACGACAGGAACCAAGCCACGCCCGAGCAAUUCCUGGACGAAUCCCUGUGCGACUAUCUCGUUGAGCUGGACAACUCGCGCCACGUCAGCAUGACAGGGGAGCGAGGAAGCAUCCUGGAAGGAGCGGAUGCCCUGCGAGGGCAUGACGAGGACGAAUGGGAGGUGUUGGCGUCACUCCCAUUUGUCGAUGCCCAGCGCUCCCCGGCUCUCUACCGAGCCUUCUUCAUCCCGGGCCUGUCCGAGAGGCUCGUCAAGUAUGGCUCGUAUGCCUUGCUGCGGCGGAAGCAGGCUGCAAGCAGGAUGGAAGAGCCUGAGGAGGAUUGGCUUAAACUGAGUGGCUAUGUUGAAGGAGAGGGGUAUGAUGAUGAAACGGCUGAAGGGGAGAAGGAGGAGGUAUCUGAGGGAGUGGCAGAAGCUUGA
Closterium sp. Naga37s-1 is the source of this 2229-nucleotide messenger RNA. NCBI's taxonomy places the organism in Eukaryota, Viridiplantae, Streptophyta, Zygnematophyceae, Desmidiales, Closteriaceae. The record is from the annotation of a GenBank genome assembly.